AUGGCGAGCAUAGAGGAGAGCGUUUACUUUUGCCACAUAUGCAGCAGCCUGCGGUCAGAUUCCCAGGUCACUCCUACUUCUACUGGAGAUAUAUGCUGUUUGGUUUGCAACAAUGAGGGUUUCGUCGAGAAGGGGGUCUUCCAAAAUGCGCUUGGUCCGGGACGUCAGGGAUCUAGCGUUACAAUCCGCAGCAAUGUGGACGGUGGUAGUAACUCUGUUGCUUCUUCAAACCUUGAUGAUGGCAGGGCUGCAGCGGCUCCCGAAGGUGAGGGCAGCGCAGGUAGGCCCGAGCAAUCAAUUCCCGACAUACCAAUCGAGCUCUUCCGCAGCAUUCUACAAAAUCCUUUCGACAUUCAUGCAAUGAACCAGAUUUUGUAUUACGUAAUGGAGAACAAUUCCAACCGACAAGGUCCCCCGCCUGCGGCGAAGAGGAUCCUCGAAACCUUAGACACCGACACGCUUGACGAGGAACAAGCGAAGAAGCUGGAGACAUGUGCGAUCUGCACGGAGGAUUUCGUGGCAGGUGACAAGAUUCAUUGGCUUAGCAAGGACCGCACUCUCUGUGGCCAUGGUUUCCAUGUCGAUUGCAUUGUGCCUUGGCUAAAGCAGCACAAUUCAUGCCCCGUAUGCCGCUAUGAACUGCCUACUGAUGACGCAAAUUACAACCGGCAGCGCGAGGAUCUCCGUUCACGCUUACUAGAAGAGGUGCAGAGGCAUGUAGACUCUACGUCACAACCCAAUAGCGGCCGCCAGUCAUCAGCCGACGAAAGCGCACCUGAUGACUCCGCGCCGCAGGGACGCAGGUCAAGGUACGCAGGUGGACGUCUGAUACACGACCAUAACUGCCGUGUGCAAUGA
Molecule: messenger RNA, 858 nt
Organism: Babesia bigemina
Lineage: Eukaryota; Apicomplexa; Aconoidasida; Piroplasmida; Babesiidae
Exons: 2
Coding region: 1-858 (285 amino acids)
Biological process (GO): protein ubiquitination
Cellular component (GO): cytoplasm
Molecular function (GO): ubiquitin protein ligase activity
Source: RefSeq, a predicted model, not a curated record